Molecule: messenger RNA, 1258 nt
Organism: Manihot esculenta (cassava)
Lineage: Eukaryota; Viridiplantae; Streptophyta; Magnoliopsida; Malpighiales; Euphorbiaceae
Product: transcription factor bHLH95
Exons: 3
Coding region: 225-971 (248 amino acids)
Biological process (GO): regulation of DNA-templated transcription; endosperm development
Molecular function (GO): protein dimerization activity; DNA-binding transcription factor activity
Source: RefSeq, a predicted model, not a curated record
UUGUCUCAUGAUUAUAUUUUGGUUUCUUCUCUUCUUUUGCAACUCUCAAAUCCUCUUCCUUCUCCUCUUCCCUGCACUCUUCUCUGCAAUCUAACCAUGUCUGCAAAUAAAACCCAUAAACCAAACCCUUCAAGCUCCUUCCCGAUUCUGAUAGUUUCUCUUAUCACAGUGGAAACAAAUUGAGCUUCGAGGCAUAUAAUUCAAGCUUCAAUAGCCUAACCCAUAUGGAGAUCACAGCAGUUGCUCAGGUGGGUCAGAAGAGAAAUAGAAAAGGGGUUGCAAAAAAUGGAGAGACUGUUAAGUCUGGUAGUGCUGCUGAAUCAGAGCAUGAUGUACAUAUCUUGACUGAGAGAGAAAGGAGGAAGAAGAUGAGGAACAUGUUCUCUAAUCUUCAUGCUUUGCUUCCUGAACUCCCUGCUAAGGCAGACAAGUCCAGCAUUAUUGAUGAAGCAGUAAAAUACAUUAAGAUCCUCCAAGAAACUCUCCAAACGCUAGAGAAACAAAAGGAAGAAAAGCUCCAUGGAGCAACAAUUGAUGAGAGUGAACCAUCAGUUAUCACAUCACAUAAAGAAGUAUUUGAAUCCAGGGAAGCCUUUUUGGCUAUUCAGGGACCAUCAAAAGGUUCCUCUAUGGCUACAAAUAUGCCUCAUUCAUGUCCUGUCUCUCUUUCUCCAUCUUGCUUCCGGACAUGGUUUUCGCCAAAUGUUGUGAUGAACAUAAGUGGUAAUGAUGCACAGAUUAGUGUGUGUUCACUCAGGAGGCCUGGAUUUCUUACCAGCAUCAUCUAUAUACUAGAGAAGCAUAAAUUGGAUGUUGUAUCAGCUCAUAUUUCCUCAGACCAAUUUCGCAGCAUUUACAUGAUCCAUGUUCAUGCUGGUUGGGGUUCUGGUCAGUAUCCAGAGGCAUUGUCAGUGGAAGAUACAUUCAAGCUAGCAGCAGGAGAGAUGAACUUAUGGCUAUUGUCAUGUUGAUUCCGGGCGGCCGACUGAAAAGAAUCACUUCCCUCUAGGCAUCUGCCUUUUCUGCAGAAGGGGUGACUCUUGCUGAAGACAUGAACAAAUAGAUUACCUUGCUCUACUUGGAGGUUGAAUAGUUUAUGUUCAUCCAGAGAAUAUGAUCUAAUAAACUUGUUGCAUACAUAUACUUGAGCCAUGAGUGUGUAGAAAAAAUGCAUAAAGAAAUUAAAUCAAGUGUAUACAUACAAUAUAUGCAUGAGAGAUCAGAGAAUCUAUAGAAGUUCAAUUAUCUUCUAAACAAA